Pseudoliparis swirei is the source of this 13368-nucleotide messenger RNA. Its product is annotated as trinucleotide repeat-containing gene 6C protein-like. Bases 672 to 6470 code for a protein of 1932 amino acids. Gene Ontology annotation, cellular component: P-body; nucleoplasm. The record is from RefSeq and is a predicted model, not a curated record. NCBI's taxonomy places the organism in Eukaryota, Metazoa, Chordata, Actinopteri, Perciformes, Liparidae. Gene Ontology annotation, biological process: positive regulation of nuclear-transcribed mRNA poly(A) tail shortening; miRNA-mediated post-transcriptional gene silencing. Gene Ontology annotation, molecular function: protein binding; nucleic acid binding. The transcript has 24 exons.
UCCGCUGUCUGGAUCCACACAGAAUGUAUUUCCCCGGAGUCGUUUCUCACUUAGCUCUACUGCAUCCUUGGUAGCCAGCCCGUCGCUAGUCGUCCAACUGGCGACCUAAACAAACAACAGAAAAUAAUUUAUGUUUGCACUUUAAAGUAAGUUGUCAGGUCUGACUGCCGUCGGCUUUGCUCUUCUACGCGAGAAGUCAUUGGCGAUUUUUUUUUUUUUAACGAAAAUCGCCUUUGCAAAAAAACUCGCGAAGAAAUAGAACGUCAGCCGCGUUCGCGUGCAUCAAUUAGCUGCUUUGAAAGUCGUUUUAUCCGUGACGUUUUGACAAACUGUUUUUUCGAGUGUAAUUUCGCGGCACAUUUAGUUGAGUUGGGGGUUUAGUUGAGUUACAAGCCUAAACCACAGUACUCUCCGUCUCUCCGGCUGAGUGGCCGUUGUUUACCUCUCUCUCGUCACCAGUCGGCUCAUCUGCCAAAUCCGACUUUAAACGGCUUUUAAGCGAUUGAAUCUCAGCUCCAUCUCUUUUACGGGUAACUUUAAGAAGAGACCGUGGAGAAUGCUUCGUCUAAUUCUUCUUCUGCCAUGAACCGACGCAACACCGAAAGCUGCAAAAAAACCUGCGACUAACGCGAGCUGAGAGAAGCUAGCGACAGAAGAAAGAGAACCAUUUGAUGGAAGAAAAAAAAAAGAAAAAACAAGAAGAAAAGAUCAAGACGGACGUCGCUCAGAAAAAGGCUGCUGAUCAGAAACCUAAAGUGCCAGAGCCUGCUCCCACUAAGCCCAGUCCCGGCCCACCCCACCACCUCCACCAGGCCAGCCCUACGCUGCCCCUCUCCUCCUCCUCUUCUGGCAAUGGCAAGCGCGCCCCCUCCAGUAGCCAACUCCCGACCCAGACUCUCCCUCAGCAGCAGUUGUCCUCUGCCAGUGCUCGCUACCCACCCAGAGAGGUGCCCCCGCGCUUCCGCCAGCAGGAGCACAAGCAGCUACUGAAGAGAGGCCAGCCACUGCCUGCAGGAGCCCUCAGUGCUCUCACCCUCGCCUGUUCCUCGUCCUCGUCCUCCUCUUCACCUUCGGGGUCUCACUCUUCUUCUAAGACUGCCAGCAGCACUUCCCCAAACUCUGCCACUUCCACUGCGGGCAAACGCCACCCAGACGUAUCCCUCCAGAGUGGCUCAGUUGCCCAGUAUGAGACCUCUCGCUGGGGAGACUCUUUGCCAGUUGACAGUGCCAACAGCUGGGACAAAGUGAUUAUUGACCGAAGUGACAAAGAAGUUUGGCUCUCCAUCAGCCACAGUAGUGACCCCGGCCACCCCGCGGAACCAGAAUGCUCCUUGGGCUCAGCUAGCUCUAACACAGACACAAGUGCUUGCACUACCACCAGUAGUAAUUGUUUUCCGACUAUGGCCACAGGUGCCGCAGGCCAGCAGGCCCACUACUCCUCUCUUAAAGCUAACAAUAACAUGAUGACAGGACCUGGGUCAGCCAACACAUGCAGUAGUAGAGGCUGGGGCUCUGAUGGGAAACAAGAAGGUAUGAAUGGUGGUCGAGUAGGGGCACCCAAUAACUGGGGCUCUACCAAUUUUAACUUGAACCUCAAUCCCAAUGCCAACCCAUCAGCUUGGCCUGUUCUGGGCCAGGAGGGUGGUGGAGGUUGUGGUAUUGGUCCCAAUGUGGUGUCAAACUCCCCAUCCCUCCCACCAGGUAUUAAUGGAAACAUGGGAAAUGGGAGCCUGGGAGGUGCAGAUAAUGGCGGGGGAGGUUGGGGUGGCAUGAUGAGUGCUAGUGAAAAUGAUCAACAGCACCCUUCAACUAACACAAGCUUGUCCUUCAAAAUGGAACCUUCUAACCUUAACAAUGAUGGACCAAACUGCACUAAGCAGCAGCAGCAGCAAGCUCAGGAGCCUAUGAGCCCAAUCCAUGGGAUAACUGGCUGGGGAGGCCAGUCACCCACUGAAUCAUCCCAGCUGAAUGGGGACACAACAUGCAGCACUGGAUGGGGUAGUGGAGAGACCAAGGCAGUUGACUCUCCCAAGGACCCAGGCUGGGACUCAACUCCCUCUGGAGGCCUUUCUGGUUGGGGCCGGCAAGGCAGUGGUGGUGGGAGUAGUGGAAGUGGUGGCUAUUGUGACUGGGGGAAAUCCUCCAGUGGCGGUGAGGCAUCUAAAGGCUGGGACUCAGUAGAUGCUGGAAGCUCUGGUUCAGGCCAAGAGCAGCAACAUAGCUCAUGGGGGCAGCAGCCCAGAACAGCCCCAGUGAGCGACGGUAAUGGGGCCAGCAGCGAAAGUCAAUCUGGCCGAGAUAGGUCCUCCAGCACGGAUUGUACCCCUCUUCUACCCCGGCAAGACCUGGACCCUAGGGUGCUGAGUAACACGGGUUGGGGACAGACCCCGAUCCGACAGCACACUGUAUGGGAGAUGGAAGAAGCCAAAUCAGAUGAAGGGAAGAUCAAAAGUAGCUCAGCCUCCACAGGAUGCUCCAGCUCUAAUGUUAGACCCUCAUCCAUCAAUGGAGGUACCAUCGACCCAAAAACCGGCCCUAAUCAGAGGCCUGGGUCUGGAGAGAAAAGUGACAAUGAAGGAUCAUCAUCUUCCUCUGGCUGGAGAGCCCCUCCACCUCAGCCUAUCCAAACCGGAUCAGGAUGGGGGGACCCCCCACAGUCCCAUAGCAAAACGCAGAAUGGCAAUACCAGUGGCUGGGGGGACCCUUUGCCUCCCAAUGCUCCCAGAAAUAAAGGCACACCCUCCUGGAGUUCUGAAGAAAAGUCAUCCGGUUGGGACGAUGGCAUGACGAAAAGUCAGCCGACUAACUGGGGAGAGGGCCCCAAAAGCUCCCAUGGAUGGGGCAACGGUAAUGGUGGCUCCAACAGCACAAGCACAGGAGAGUGGGGAGAGGCGGAGGUCAAGAAGAAUGGAUCAUCCAACAGCAUGUGGGAAGGUGAAGGAGGUAGUGGAGGAAAUGGUGGAUGGAAGGAGAGCCCCAGGGGAGGAAAUAGAGGCGGUGGAGGGGGAGGCUGGAAUAAGCCUGCGCCUGCGCCUGCUCCUGCACCUACUCCCGCUCCUGUUCCGAUUCCUGCUGUGAGUAAUAGCAGCUGGGGGGAGAUCCCACGUGCCAAUGGCCCAGUGCAGGGGAAUUGGGGCUCUUCUAAGGCCCAGGAAAGCAGCAGCAGCAGCAGCAAUGGCAGCGGAGGAGGUGGCAGCAUGGGUUCAUGGGGUGGUCCUGGUACUGUGAAGCAGAACUCAUCGAGCUGGGGAAAUGGCAGCAAACAGGACCAAGGCAUGGAUCCCACUGGCUGGGAGGAGCCCUCCCCUCCCUCUAUCCGCAGGAAGAUGGAGAUUGACGAUGGAACGUCCACCUGGGGCAAUCCUGCCCCCAACAGCAAGACUGUCAACAUGUGGGAUCGCAAAAAUCCUAAUAAUAACCCAGGAAACAGCGGCCCACCGCCCAGUAAGGGUGGUGGAGUGAUCAACAACAACAAUAACAAUCACUCUGUCGGCCCUGGCAACAACAAUCCCCAUCACACCCACCACAUGCACCACCACCCCCAUCAUGGCCAGCCCCCACCUCACAUGCAACACCAUGGAAACAACAAUGGGUCAUCCAACCACGGCCCCCCACAUCCAAGUGCAGGCCCCCAGGGUAGACCCGCCCUCGCCAACCCAGGUUGGGGAGAAGUUCCAAAUGUUCAGCUCAAGUCAGAGCCUGCUUGGGGAGAGCCAGCUGCUCCAACAUCAUCUGUGGACAAUGGCACCUCUGCCUGGGGAAAGUCUUCAGGUGGUGGAGGAGGAUGGGGAGACGGUGGCCACGAGUCCUCUGGUCCCUAUGGCAGGGCCAACGGACCCACAGGUUCUUCAGCCUGCAAGCCAGGUCCCAAACCUAUGCAAGAUGGCUGGGGAAAUGGAGGGGAGGAGAUGGGCAUGUCUAGCGGCCAAUGGGAUGCUGAGGAUGGGGACAUGUGGAACAGCCCCACCUCCCAGGAGAGCAGCUCUUCUUGCAACUCCUGGAGCAAUGGACCCAAGAAGGGCCCGAGCAAGUGCAAGAUGGGCAAGCCAGAUGAAGCUUGGAUCAUGAACCGUCUCAUCAAACAGCUCACUGACAUGGGCUUUCCGAGAGACCCUGCUGAGGAGGCGUUGAAGAGCAACAACAUGAACCUUGACCAGGCCAUGAGCGCCCUGUUGGAGAAGAAGACGGACCUGGACAAGCGGGGCAGGGGCAUGUCUGAUUACAGCAACGGCAUGAACAAGCCCAUGGUGUGUCGGCCCUCUGCUCUCUCCAAAGACCCCUCAGACCGCACAUCCUUUAUUGACAAGGACGGUGUUCUGUCAGAUGAUGCCCCCCCAUCACCGUUUCUGCCUUCCCCCAGCCUGAAGCUCCCCCUGGCCAACAGUAGCCUUCCUGGGCAGGGUCUGGGACAGGGCAACCCGGGGCUGGCCAUGCAAAACUUGAACAACAGACAGAUGCCCAGUGGAAUGUUUGGCAGUAGUGGAGCAGCACAAACCCGGGCGAUUCUGCAGCAGCCUCAGCCACCAGUGCCACCUCCCAGCUCCUCCCAGCCUAGUCUACGUGCUCAAGUGCCUCAGUUUCUCUCCCCUCAGGUCCAAGCACAGCUCUUGCAGUUUGCAGCAAAAAACAUUGGUCUGAACCCUGCACUUUUAACCUCACCAAUAAACCCUCAACAGAUGACUCUCUUGUACCAACUUCAGCAGCUGCAAAUGGCGUACCAGCGUUUACAAAUCCAGCAGCAGAUGAUGCAGGCGCAACGCAAUGUUUCCGGCCCCAUUAGACAACAAGAGCAGCAAGUUGCGCGUACAAUCACCAACAUGCAGCAGCAGAUCCAGCAGCACCAGCGUCAGCUGUACCAAGCGCUGUUGAUGAAGCAGCAGCAACUUCCCUCUCACUCCUCCUCCUCCUCCGCCGGUAUGCAUAACCCCGGAGGCCACGGUUCCGGCAAAUCAACCCACGACCCCUACGCAGGCGCACACCAGGCUCCUGGUCUAGCCGACACACUGCACACCAAAGAGCCGCCGUCUUCGCCCAACGCCUACAGCACCUACCCUCUCUCUGGACUGAAUCCAAACAUGAACGUAAACUGCAUGGAGGUUGGGGUUAUGUCCCUGAAGGAGCCCCCUCAGCCCCAAUCCCGCCUGUCCCAGUGGACACACUCUCACUCCAUGGACGGCCUCUCUGGCAACUCCUCUAACAUGGAGAACAACCUCAAUAAGCACGGUGCCAUAUCUGCUGGGUCUAGCCUGGGCCCCCCCGGGAAGCCCCACCAUCUGGAGGACUCGUACAGCCCUUACAAUCUAAUGUCCCGCUCUGAGUCCCCCACCAGCCCCAUGGUGCCCCAAGACGGCUGGGGCCAGGGCAAGAGCCCCAAUGAAAAGAUCUCCAAUGGGACCAACAUUAACUGGCCCCCAGAGUUCUGCCCAGGUGUUCCAUGGAAGGGCCUUCAGAACAUCGACCCCGAGAAUGACCCCAACAUGACCCCUGGCAGCGUCCCCAGCGGCCCCACCAUCAACACCAACAUCCACGACGUCAACCGAUACCUGCUGCGGGACAAGAAUGGAGCCACUCCCCCAGCUCUGCCACUUCCGAAUGACUCUCUGCCUCCGACCAGCAACGACUGGCCAGUCUGUGGCUACUCUAGCUCUUUUCUGUCUCUUGCGUCCUCUGACGGAGACGAUACAGGCAAGCUGUCUGACAUGAAGUCCACCUGGUCCCCGGGGCCCAUCUCCCAGGGCCAAUCCUCUUUGUCCCACGAGCUGUGGAAAGUCCCUCAGGGGCCGCGCAGCAACGCUGCCCCUUCUCGGCCCCCACCAGGCCUCACCAACAGCAAACCCUCCUCCACCUGGGGCGGCAACUCGCUGGGCCUGGCCCAAGGCUGGAGCGCCUCCUACACCUCUGAGGGAACCACCUGGAGUACUGACAGCCCCAGCAGGACCAGCAGCUGGCUGGUGCUGAGGAAUCUCACCCCACAAAUUGAUGGUUCCACCCUGCGGACGCUGUGCUUGCAGCACGGCCCCCUGAUCACAUUCCACCUCAACCUGACCCAGGGCAACGCCGUGGUGCGCUACAGCUCCAGGGAUGAGGCCGCAAAGGCCCAGAAGUCUCUGCACAUGUGUGUGCUUGGAAACACCACCAUCCUGGCGGAGUUUGCCGGCGAGGAGGAGGUGAACCGCUUCUUUGCACAAGGCCAGUCCCAGUCCCUGGGGGCUAACACCACUAGCUGGCAGGCCAACCCAGGAACCAAUCAAAACCGGAUGGGCGGGGCAGCACAGUCCCACCCUAUGAACCAAUGGAGCAGCGGCGGCGGUGGCUGCGGAGGCAAGUCCAGCGACCUGCUGUGGGGCGGCAUGCCACAUUACUCCAGCCUGUGGGGGCCGCCGAGCGGAGACGAUGCCCGCGUGAUUGGGAGCCCCACCUCCAUUAACACCCUGCUGCCUGGAGAUCUGCUGAGUGGAGAGUCCAUGUAGGAUGAUGCCACGAUACACUAACCGACCAACCGCCACCACCGUGUCACGUAAGCCAUUGGUGGUGGGUGGGUAGAGAAAGAGAAAGAAAAUACAAAACGAAACAAAAAAUGUCAAUAUGAACAGGAGCUAAACCCAAGCAAAUCAUGUGGCGAUAAUCAGUAUCAAUUUGAACUGUGAAUUGUGAAUCAGAUGGCUGGAGUCCCAACCACAGAGACUGCAGACUCCAGUCCUUCUGUUUUGCUGUUGUCCGUUUUUCGUUUGGUUUACCCUUUUUGGUACUUUUUUUUAAUGCAUCGUACAAAACGAACUAAAACGAGACACAAUACAAAGAAACCUUUGAAGUGUUUUUUUUUCUUUUCCAUAAGUAUACAUGACAUUCUGUGUGACGUUGUUUUUGAAGACUGUUUUUAGGAGAAGCAAUCAAAGCUGCCAUCUGAGACUUUCCUUUUCCCUCCAAAAAAAAAAGAAGAAGAAAAAGAAAACCAUCCCAAAAUAAGACUUAAAACGACCAUUCCCAGCAUGUCCGUGGCCAAUGAUGUGGUUCAAAGACCUUUACUAGUUAUGUUCACGUUUGUUUCUCAGCACUAAUAUUAGCCUUAAGUGCUCUCUGGCCCAGGUCCUUCCCAAGCAGCCUUUUUUUUGUUUUUUGUUUUGUAAUUGAAGAAAUUGCUGAAAUCUUGCACAGUUUCACCUCUGAACCAGCGAGUGGUCCAGGACAUGACUGGUGACCAACUCCGUCACUGAGCAGUAAGAAGUCUUGGCCACGUGACUGGCCCUACCAAUCAUCAGCUUACUUAUUUUUAGUUUCUUAAAGGGAUUGACACAGCUGUAAAAUGUUCUCUUUUUUUUUUCUUGACCCAAGCGCAUUUUUUUAUAUCUACAAUAUAUAAGCUGAGAGAAGAUUAUUUGUCAACCUCGCUGCGUGUCUCUGGUUCUGACCAGUGGCACCUAAUCACUGCAAGCCCGGAUCCUUCUGGUCACCUUCAACCCAGUCGGUCACUGGUGCUUUGUCGAAUUUUCUAUUGUCCGAUUUGUCAUGAAGCCCAGCGGUCUGUACGGUCAGCCAGUUUUUCUGAGGACAAAAAAAAAAAAAAAAAACACAAUUUCACCUUACAUUGUGCAAUAUACACCAGAGACCUUUCUUCCGUCCAUCCUAUUUCUGUCCACCGGAGCUGUUUUUUGCUAAGUUUUUCUUGAUUGUUGCUGAUUGCAGCAAAAAGUCAUUGGAGCUUCACAAACCGUACGCACCCCUUUUCAAAACUUGGAUUCUCUCCAGGCCGCCAGUCCCCCUGAAACUGGACUCUGCAAAGAGGAAGAAGCAGCUGUUGAACUGUGCACGCAGCAAACUGUACUAAAGAGUGACACAAUAACGCACACUUCCUCUCUGCAUGCCACAGACACACCCAACAGAGACUGAAUCCACAGUGGGGGGGUCGGGUGGUUCUGGGUAUCUGGCACAAUACCAAAUAAGAGGGGUUUCUCCUAAUGCAGUAGACCUUCGAGUGUUCCUUGUGUUUGGUACUGUACAAACAGAAGAGACUAAGACUUUUAGAAAUUCAGAGGGUUUGAUCAUAGCACUUAUGAAGAGAAAAUCGCUUCACCUGCAAUCUAAUGAAUCAACACAAAAAAAGGAGCACCAUAAACAUUGAAAACAACAACAAACACAGAAAAAAACUGCUCUUUUAUGUACUAUAUCUAUUCCUUGGAAAUGUGUCUGGCAUUGUUCCUCUGGUAGCAGGAUGAAGGGAAACACAACUGAAAUGCACCAUUGGACUUUAGUGGGAAAACUGCAGUCGAUGUUUAGUUUUUCUCCGUCUUUGAACAAUAUCAAAGUCAAUAUCAUUGUUACUCCAAAUAUUUCGCCUUGUUCUGUUUGGAGAGCACCAGACUUGCAACGUCGUCGGCCAGUCAGCCGGGGUGGGGGGAGUCGGAGGUGGUGUGGAGAGGGGGAGCGUCCACUGAGUGCCUCCCCUGCUGUGGCCGAGCGGCAGCCCCACAGCGCAGCACUUCCUCCUGGGCUCCACCUGACCCUCCCUCAGUCCGGCUCCUCCAAGACCGGCCAAUCACGGCUCUCCGCCACACACGGCAUCUCCGACUGGAGAGGGGGGGGGGGGCCCGCCACCACUCAACCCUGCUGUCGUCCUGUGCCCCCCCCCUACUCCCCCCACUUCCCCCUCUCAUCUCUCAGUUCUUUGACACACCGAUCACUUUAGCUGGAAGAUGUAAUAGUCAUAUUUCUGGAUUUUUUUGCCAGUGUUCUUUUAUUUUUCUCUUGGGAAAAGAUCCUUUUGACUUUGUCUGGUUAUUUACGACGUGUUAUAUUGUUGUAGUUUUUGUCUACAUGCAGUAGUCUACAAAAUACUGGCUGCUGAAGUAGCCCUUCACUGUUGAUAUGCAGAAACACUUUGGUCAGAGGUGUCUCUGUAUGUCCAUCCUGUGUAUUGAAUGCAAAACGAGGAUCAAUACUACAGAGCGUUAUUGAUUGUCUAUUUGUUUUUAACUGAUCAUGCUUUUUGUGUUUAACAGUAUUCGGUAGUAUUUCCAGGUAGUAUCUUAAGAUGUGUUUAAAAAAAAAAAAUGUCUGACGGGGGGGGGGGGGGGGGGGGUUGUUGCUCCAAGCUGCUCCGCCUGCCCUGCAGGCUGUCCCCCCUUGCCCUUUGCCUAGCUGCUACGCUACGACCUCCUCCUCCUCCACCACCAGACCCAGUAGCCCUCCCCUGACCAGGCACCAACAGGCCCUCCGAUCUGUUUCUAUGCAAAAGACUAGAGGCUGGGGCCCUUUACAGCACGCCAAACCUCACUCGGGAAUGAGCACUCGUACCCGGGGCUUGGCAAAAAACCCAAAACCCUCGCCACCCCCUCUAACCCCCCCUCGUGCGCUUCUGUCAGCACUUCGGAAUGGCCGCCGUUUCUGUAAAGUCAGGCGCAGCCACCAGAACAGUCACGUACUGAAGUCCGAACACUUUAUCAAAGAUCGGCCUUUCUCUCCGCGCUGAAGACACUUCUGUCCACUUGAUCUCAGGGUAGGGGAGCAGAUGAUACCAAGUAAGAGAUGCAGCUCUCCGUAUCUGUCCUUUCUACUGUGAGAGCAAAGUCUUAAAACGAAAAGGCCAUCGGCGCAACAUGUACGGACCUCACGCCUCGAACUUAAUCCUAAUUGGAAGGGGAAAUGCUUGUAUUGAAUCUUUUUUUGUUCCUCAAAAAGGUGGCCUAUAUUUACUGUUUUCGGGGCCCAUUGUUGCGUGUAAAAGUUUCCAACAUAAUGUGCCAAUAUAGAUUUGCUGUGCCGUCCUGUAUCCCCAGAGAGAGCACUUCUGUUCCCUGUUUGGAGGAGCUUUGAUGACCUUUGCAGAGGGUGCAGCGGGGGACAGGAGGGAUCAAACCAACGGGCAGCAGCAUCACACCCUGAACAGGCUGAGAACUCUUUCUUUUUUUUAUGCUUUCUAUGCUUUUGUGGGCGAUGCCCCAUGCUAUGGAGAACAUCUCUCUACUCAGCUGGGUGUUCCAGUUUGCUACAGUGCACACUUGAUGAUGGGUAAUCCCGGGUACAUAUUUUUUUUAAACCAAAAAUGAAAUUGCAUUUUAACGUCAUUUUUAUGAAGUUUGACAUAAAAAUCUUGAAAAUGCAAAAAAAUCUAAGUGAAAAAAGAAAAGAAAAAAGAUUUCUAUAAUAUGUUAAAGCUCUGCACUUCUAGCUGAAACGUCUCCGGCCAGCAGCCUCUACUGCUACCAUCUAAAGGAGUAGACUAGGGGCCGGGGUGCCUUUUUUUUGUGGAUGCUGUAUUUAUCUCGAUUUAAAGUUCGUGUCCCGCUCAAAGCGAGGGCCCUGAACUCGACAUUUCCACGGACCCAGAUGGCUCGGGCCAACUGUAUCAGCCUCACUCUGCAUCAGCAGGAGGGAAGGGGCACAUUUCAAGAGGUACAAAAGUCUUAAUAACAUUUGAAAAACUACAAAAGUUUUUUAAAACUUGGUUUAAAAAAUGAAAAUAAAUAAAAAAGCAAGAAAACAGGAAAAGGCUACCUUUCAGGACACGCAGUCCUGCAGCACACAAGCAAAAAUCACUAUUGCCUGUUUCUGUAACUGCCUUGAUCCAAGCUCAGACAGACCCAAUAGCCGAGGACCUCCUCAUCCUCCUGCAUUCUGCAUUACCGGAGGACCCCGACAGUGAAGGGGGUUUCCCAUGCUGCACCAGCAUCGAGAGGCUCUCCUCUCUACAGCUCUGAUCUAGAUAAGUGUGUUUAUAUGUGUGUGUAUACGUGUGUAUAUAUACACGUAUACACAUACUGUGAGUUUGGUGUGUGUGGUAUCACCUCUUCAGACUUCUUGGAUCGAUGACCUCCGAAACGUUUCACUUUUGUUUCAACGGUCUUAGUUUCAUACACCGGAAAAAAUGAGCAAUAUGUAUUUUCCCCGCAAAUAAGUGAUACGAAGGAAAUAAUUUGGGUCGGGCGUGAACGGAUACUUGAUUGAUUGGAAGCGUCGGCUUUCUGGCGUAGGGUUGCUUAUGCACGUUCUGGUGUUGAUGACAUAUUGCAGUACUUUGAAGUGCUCGUACUGUACAUAUGUGUAUUGUGUUAGUUAGUCCGUCUAAAAGCCCAAAACAACCAGUCCAUUCAAAAAAAUGAAAAGAAAAAUCACAAACAUAUCAAAAGGAGACAACAUAUUAAACACAAAUACUUGAAUAAUGGAGCGCCAAUAAUGUAAUGUGAAGUCAGUACUUCUUUUUUUCCCUCCAUCUGACAGGUACAUCUAUAGGGGCUUUUAGAGAAUGUUAAAAACAUGUAUUGCAUUGAGUUACAAAUACAAAAUCUUUGAGAGAGAGAAAAAAAAUUCGAAAAUCAUCAUUUGAUGUGUGCUUGAAAGUCAGAUGUUUGAUUGAAUGUGUGCGCCAAUAACUGUGUGUGGGCACAAGGCCCGCUGUCACGUUCCACUCAGUAUGCUAUGUUUUGUAUCUGUGUAUUAGUUUCCUCUUCUUCUUUUUUUUGUUCUGUCAAAAUGUAUUCUGAUAGACGUUGUUAUUAUCUUCUAACGUUGCACUGAGUGUCUUCUGCCCCUCACUCAGCUAAUCGUAGGGAAACGAGUUUAAGUACUGAGGGGCGGUGGGGACAGUUCACGUGUUCAUGUUUACUCAAGGACUUAACGGAUUCUUUUCAUUCUAUCUGUAAAAAGUGUAUCUACCUUAUAGUGGCUUUUAUUGUGAAAUAAUCCAGUACAAGGAUUAUUUAUCAUUGAGUAUUGCACCAUUUUGUUUCAAUUAUACAAGAACAAAUGGAGAAACUAUUUAAAAUCCCAAAAAAAAAAAAAAUUUAAAUGGAAGAAAAAGAAGGAAAAAAAAGCAACAACAAAGAACUGUGGCCAUAGAUAGCGGUAGAAGGACUAGUCAUCCCGAUGUUCACUUCAUGGAGAAAUAGAAAGGGAUAACGUGUGGGAGGUGAGUUUGUUACAAGACUCAUUUCAGAGGUGCCUAUCUUUUCUGUUUGUUUGUUGUUUAUUUGUUGUUUUGCAAAACCCACCUGUCGUUUACAAGCAUUUCAUUGGUCGGAGGUUCAAGGAAAUAGGAAUUUAUAACGGGAAUGUUCGAAGAAGAAGAAAAGAGACAAAUUUCAUCUUCCAUCAAAUAUGGACAUGGAAAUCUUUGCGAAAUGAAGAUGUAUGCUACUUUAAGAACUCUGGGAUUGAUCAGUGUUGUCAUUUCAAGUUUCAAUUUUAUAUUUGUUAUGUCCGCGUCGAUAGACUAUCUCUGUGUGUUUAUUGAGUUGUGGUUUUGUAUUUCCUGUAAGCGACGCAGUUUGCUCAAUAUCUUGCACACUCAUAAAAGAUGUGGAUUUUUGUCUCAGGAAGGCCAGGGUUCCCGAUAGCAACGCCAUCCUUUCUACAUGUCAUGUGUUAUUUGUUUUUUGUGAAAGAAGCAACUGAAAACAAUUAAACUCCAAGCAAGCACUGAAGGUCAUGAGUUUAAGAGAAUAUAGAGAGUACCAAGUAACAACAACAAGAAAAGGUUUGUAGCAAGUUAUAUAUUUACCAAAUAAGACUUAAGAAUCAACUUUGAAAAACAAAAAGUGGAGUGCUUUACAUGUGAAAUCUAAAUAUAAUUGCUUUACAUUUAAACUGAUCAAUGGUUUGAUUGUGAAGAGAGAGAAAAGAGACACGUGACAGCAAAUGCAUCGAGUAUAUUUUGACUUUAACGUUUCCAUCCUGUCGUCCAGGAGCAUUGUGCAAGUAUUUAGUAUUAUUAUUGUUUCCAAGUCAUCUCGCCUGUCUGUCAAGCACGGCGGUGCCGGUGACGUCAUUCAGUAAGUGGGAGAUGUGUCCGCGUGUAACGGAGGCUUCUCGGAGACGGGUGUGAAGAGGAGGCAUGAAGCUGGUUUUUAAGGAUCAUGAUCUAUGCACAAAGUGGGAGGAGUCCAGGCCCAGCUGCUGUUCUGCUGCCGUUUGUGGACUCGAGACUCUGGGGUUCAGGGUUUUAUGUCGGGUUGUUCUUGUUCGUUUCUUCCUCUCGCUCAAAUGCCCCCCCCUUCUCCUCAUUAUCAUCGACAUCUAAUGUUUGAGUGAAACUUGACAUUGCGUCACCAUGCUAUGUAAUCCUGAACCAAUGAGCUAAAGCACUGUGGGUUGUACUGGGAGACGUUCGCGGCUCUCGUGUUCCUUUAUUUGGUUAAUGGGAGGUGGGGAGGUGGGUGACUGGGGGGUCCUUAGCCUUUCUCUUUACUUUAAAAAAAAAAAAAAAAACAUUAAGGAAAAAUGUCUGUAACUGAAAUACAAAGUUGUGGCUUUUAAUGUUCAUUUUUUUCUCCUCAUAGAAUGUGAUUAAGGACAUGCACCGGAAAUAAAUGUUCCCAUAAAUUAUGGAUCUUCUUUUGGAAUAUAUUAAUAAAUUACAAGUUUUCUUCGCUGUUA